Oryza sativa Japonica Group (Japanese rice) is the source of this 1101-nucleotide messenger RNA. Its product is annotated as ethylene-responsive transcription factor ERF038. Gene Ontology annotation, molecular function: DNA-binding transcription factor activity; DNA binding. Lineage: Eukaryota; Viridiplantae; Streptophyta; Magnoliopsida; Poales; Poaceae. Gene Ontology annotation, biological process: regulation of DNA-templated transcription. The record is from RefSeq and is a predicted model, not a curated record.
AAAAGAGGCCUGGCCCACAAACCAGGUAUGGCCCUUUGUUUAUCUUCCCGUGCCACGUCGCCACUGCGCCACACCAUAAAACCCCAUUGCCCUCUCCACUCCGCUCCCCUCCAAGCCUCCAACUACUCCAGUCCACACCCGCACCACCGCGGCAGCCAUGGACGACUCCCACGACCUGGCCUCCCCGACCUCCCCUGACACGGCGUCCUCGUCGUCUUCGUCUACGUCGACAUCAUCGUCCUCCGCCACCGUCGCCCCGAAGAAGCGGCCGCGCAACGACGGCCGGCACCCGACGUACCGCGGCGUGCGCAUGCGGAGCUGGGGGAAGUGGGUGUCCGAGAUCAGGGAGCCCCGCAAGAAGUCGCGCAUCUGGCUGGGCACGUUCGCCACCGCGGAGAUGGCCGCGCGCGCGCACGACGUGGCCGCGCUCGCCAUCAAGGGCCGCACCGCGCACCUCAACUUCCCGGACCUCGCGCACCUGCUCCCGCGCCCGGCCACCGCGGCGCCCAAGGACGUGCAGGCGGCGGCGCUGCUCGCCGCCGCCGCAGCCGACUUCCCCUCCGUCUCCGUCGACGCCAAUGCCAAGAGCCCCGACACCUGCUCCGUCGCCAGCGCCGCCUCGCCGCAGCCGCCACCGCCGGACGCCGAAGCGGACCCUGACAGCACGCUGUUCGACCUCCCGGACCUGCUCCUGGACCUGAGAUACGAGACGUCCUCGAGCCUCUCGUGCGGGGCGUCGUGGGCCGUCGAUGACGACGUGGCCGGCGGCGUCGUGUUCCGCCUCGAGGAGCCCAUGCUGUGGGAUUACUGAUCAAUGUGGCUGCUCAUGGGAGCCAGUCAUGCUUCCGUGUAUUAGAUCGAUCAGUGGCUUGUACAUGGCGGUGCUUCUUUUCUUCUUCUUUACUCUGCUUCUGCUCUGUUCUCUUUCUUCUUUUCUCCCUUUGUAUUUUGUUUUUUUUCCUUCCAUUUUUUCUUCUUUUCUUUGCCAAAUCUAGCAUGCGAGGUUGUAUAAAGUCAGUUCCUUUUCCUCGCCUUGCUUGAUUUGGGGGACAAGAAUAUGUAUAAUUAACAAGCAUCUUAUCUUCGACUAUCCCUUUUCUA